Messenger RNA from Suillus clintonianus, 620 nucleotides. RefSeq lists its product as uncharacterized. Gene Ontology annotation, cellular component: precatalytic spliceosome; U1 snRNP; U2 snRNP. Gene Ontology annotation, molecular function: RNA binding. The transcript has 6 exons. Bases 23 to 358 code for a protein of 111 amino acids. The record is from RefSeq and is a predicted model, not a curated record. NCBI's taxonomy places the organism in Eukaryota, Fungi, Basidiomycota, Agaricomycetes, Boletales, Suillaceae. Gene Ontology annotation, biological process: RNA splicing; spliceosomal snRNP assembly.
CAAACGCUCCUUACAAGCAAUCAUGAGUCAAUACGUGCAUGUACCAAAAUCAGAACUCGAUGAGGCUCAGCUGCGCCAGCUGGAGGAGCAUGAAAUCAGCCAGGGGCCCCUUUCAGUUCUGCAACAGGCAGUUCGCAACCAUGCCCAAGUCCUCAUUUCUUUGCGAAAUAACAAAAAGCUUCUCGCUCGCGUAAAGGCCUUUGAUCGCCACAGUAAUAUGGUGCUUGAAAAUGUCAAAGAGAUGUGGACCGAAGUUCCCAAGGGUAAGAACAAGAAGCCAGUCAACAAGGAUCGGUUUAUCAGCAAAAUGUUCUUGCGUGGAGAUUCGGUAAUUCUUAUUCUGCGCAACCAAGCUUAGAUCAACGCCGAACGUCUGCAAGGGCCAAGGCCAUUCCGCGUCCAUCUCGCCCCUUGUGCGGUUCUACUCCAUGUAUACUACGGAGCACGGCACCAAUCCGAGUGUUGCACGUCCUUAAGCAUUACAUUGAUGUAAUUUGGGGCCACCGUUGAUGUUUGUAUGAUUUGCUCCAUUAAAAAAUAUACUUCCUGCAGUGCUUCUAGCGUAUGCUCAGGGAAAUCUAGCUGAAGCUUGUUACCCCGAGCAUGUUUUUCUCGAUCAC